Messenger RNA from Adineta ricciae, 597 nucleotides. The record is from the annotation of a GenBank genome assembly. NCBI's taxonomy places the organism in Eukaryota, Metazoa, Rotifera, Eurotatoria, Adinetida, Adinetidae.
AUGUCUUCACUACUAUGUUCGAUACGGCGAUCAUCGUCACCCAUAGCAAGAACGAGAACUUAUUCAGAUGGACCAGGCAAUGGAUUAGACCAUUCUACGAACAGAAUAGAUCAUCAAAACAAUAUGCAGAANAGCAAUCUGUCGAUAAUAAGAAGACGAUCAAAUAGUACAAUGUCUUCACUACUAUGUUCGAUACGGCGAUCAUCGUCACCCAUAGCAAGAACGAGAACUUAUUCAGAUGGACCAGGCAAUGGAUUAGACCAUUCUACGAACAGAAUAGAUCAUCAAAACAAUAUGCAGAACAGGAUUAUUAACCUGUUUGCGCAAAAAAAACGACUGUUUAAACAAUGGUUUGACAGACGGAUACGCCUAAUUGAUCCACCAGUAUUACCUGUAGGCCAUCCCGAGGAAGGAUUUCUACAACUACAUCAAUUGGAAGAGAGACAAAGGCGUCUCCAGAGACGAUGGGCGCGAACCCAGAAUGCACUUGAGAAUCAGCUGUUGAGUCCGUGGAGACGACACAGACUUCAACAGCAGAAAAAGCGCAUAAAUUUUUUAUUGGCACGAGUAACGCGAGACAUUCAAAUUGCACAAUAG